AUAUGUCCAGUUUAUAAUGUUAAAAAUAUCUUUAAGAACUUAGUCAAAAUAUAUACUGAUAUUUUUAACUUUGUAAACCGGGCGUUUUCUGGAUUUACUGAGAUUAUUAAAGAUACAUUAUAAAAACUAAUUAUAGAAGCAUUUGUUGUAAAAGGAUAAUAUUUAAUUUAUUUAUUAAACAUUGUGGGUCAACAAUCAAGGUUUUUAGUUAUAAUUUUGUGUUCUUAAAAUUUAUAAUUAUUUUUUUUCCAGGUGAUAUGUGACCACGAAUUAAAAUUUACUCAUGUCUAUGCAGGACAGGUAGGGUCAGUGCAUGAUAUGAGAGUUUUUAGAUUGUCAGGGUUUGAAAACUUAUGUACUGACCAAUAUUUUCCUGAAAACAGUCAUCUACUGGGUGACGCUGCAUAUGGCAUUCAAAAAUAUGUAAUAGUUCCAUUUAAAGACAAUGGACACUUAACAAAUGCCCAAAUUACAUACAACAUACAUUUAUCUCAAGCAAGAAUGAUGAUUGAAAGAGCAAUAGGUUUAUUAAAAGGAAGAUUUAGGAGUCUUCUAGAUAAGUUGCCCAUGACAAGAACCGAUUUAAUUCCAAAAUAUAUUGUUGCAUGUUGCAUUCUGCAUAAUAUCUGUUUAAACCGAAACGAUUUCCUGGAUAUACCUGUUAUUGUGCAACAAAAUGAAUUUGCACAAAAUGUUAAUAAUGGGCCAGUAUUGCAAGGUUUGCGACAGGAAGGUAUAGAAAAACGUAAUGCAAUUAUAUAUUAUUUACAAAAUAAAAACUUUAAUUUGUAAUAAAGUUAUUUGUCUUAUUAGUAUAAGUAUAAUUUAGUAACAAGUAAAAGUAUCGACAAAUAAAUGUAGUUCUGACAUA
This is a messenger RNA of Solenopsis invicta (red fire ant), 871 nucleotides long. Its product is annotated as protein ANTAGONIST OF LIKE HETEROCHROMATIN PROTEIN 1-like. The record is from RefSeq and is a predicted model, not a curated record. Lineage: Eukaryota; Metazoa; Arthropoda; Insecta; Hymenoptera; Formicidae. The transcript has a single exon. Bases 319 to 792 code for a protein of 157 amino acids.